CUCCUCUCUCCCUCCCCUUCCAUCCCAUCAUCCACCGCCCCAGCUGAUCCGGAGCGGCUGCACCCCCUGCAGACUUCGGGCUGGAGCGCGCGCGUAAAAAAAAAAAAAAGUGGAGGAAAAAAAUUUGCCGGUUGAUAUGAGUUUAUGGUGCCUCUAGAGCUUGAAAAACAUGGAAACCUUCAAAAUAUCCCCGGCCACUGAAGAGCAGUCUUCCACAGACAUCGAUGAUCUCCAUUAUUCACUGCAAGCGGAGCAGGAGAAUACUCAAAAGAGAACUUUCACAAGCUGGGUCAACUCACAGUUGGAAAAGCAUUCACCACCUUCUCUUAUCUCGGACCUGUACGCCGACAUCGGUGAGGGACAUGUGCUGUUGGAUCUUCUGGAGGUCCUUUCAGGACAACAACUGCCGCGUGAAAAAGGAUCAAACACCUUCCAUUGCAGAAGCAACAUUGAAAAUGCUUUGAUCUUCCUGAAGAACAGAUCGAUCAAACUAAUCAACAUCCAUGUUGCUGAUAUCACUGAAGGGAAACCAUCCAUUGUGCUUGGCCUGAUUUGGACAAUCAUACUACAUUUUCAUAUUGAAGAGUUGGCCUGGACUCUUGCUGGCGGGUACAGUCAGCCUUCUCUGGACGGGGCGAGUGCUGCGGGGACCUCACCAACAGCAAGCCCACCAGCUGAAAGAAGUGCCACAGCAAAGGAACGAUGGAAGAUGUCAGCAAAGAAGGCCCUGCUGUUGUGGGCGAAGGAGCAGUGCGCCAUGCAUGGAUCCAUCAGCGUUGCAGAUUUCAGAUCCAGUUGGAGGAAUGGAUUGGCUUUCUUAGCUGUCAUUCAUGCCUUACGGCCAGACUUGGCCGAUGUGGAGAGCGCGAAAGGCAGGUCCAAUAAAGAGAAUCUAAAAGAGGCCUUCGAAAUUGCUGAGAAGGAACUAAAUAUUCCCCGGCUGCUUGAACCGGAAGAUGUCGAUGUCAUCAGUCCAGAUGAGAAAUCCAUCAUGACGUAUGUGGCCCAGUUUCUGCAGUAUUUCAAAAGUUUACCUGUGGCUGAAGAGGACAUGCAGGGAAAAGUCCAUGAGACCUUGAGCUGGCUGAGGGCUCAAGAAAGAAAAUUAACAAAAUUGCUGGCUGAAACCGAGACCGCACCCUUUUACACGAAGUUCCAAGAGAUGCUGUCAUUUACAGAAACAUUUAACGAGGAGAAAAAAGCCUUCUUGCCUGUACUGGCAUCUAAAAGAAAAGCGUUGGAGCUGAGUGACGAUUACCUGAGGAUGAGGGAAGAGUGGAACAGCAUCUAUUCACAGAUGAAUGAAUGGAAAGCAAAGCUGGACCUGUUGUUACCUCCACCUCUCGAUGUCAUUGAAUCCUGGCUCCAAGAGAUAGAGCAUCAGCUGGCGGAAGACCUACCAGAUUCUCAAGACCACUGUAAAGCAAUGGCUGUCCUUGAAGGAAAAAUGAGAUCCAUCCAGAGCUCGAUGGAAUGUUUCGAACGGCACUUGGAGACCCUGCAGUCCUUCGAGAACAGAGAUAAGGAAGGCACGCUGCUGGUGCCCCCUCAGAAGCUGAAUGAAAUGAAGAGGAGGUUCAGCAACAUUCAGCUGACAGAUUUCAACAUCUUUGUGGAGUACCACCACUUGCUGUGCUCUGCUGUCCUGGAGGAGCUGAUAUCUAAACUGAACAUCUGGCACAUCAAGUAUGGGACCAAGGAGACUGUGGAGUCGUUGCUGUCAGAAUGGCAUGAUUUUAUUGAAGAAAAAGGCUUUGUUGGCCAACUAGAUGCAGCCUUGAAAGUAUGUGACGAGAAGAAGAACAAAAUUAUAAGCACUUCUAAUUUGGGCGCUGGUCCUGAAGAUGCAGGCAAACUGUUUAAGAUGGUAAAAUCUCAGAUUUCCAAGUGCAAGGGAUACAUUAACAAUGUGAAUGAAACUUUGCAAAAAGUCUUGUCGUCCUGGGCCACCUAUACGGAGAACAUCCACUUGCUAAAGUCUUGGCUGGAAGAGACGCGGAAAGAGCAUCCUAAAAAAAUCCCCACACAGUCCCUCGCGGCCUGGAACUCCCGGCAUGGAUCUUUAAACGAAGCUGGAAACUUUUUGAUUGAAUCCAGCAAUGAGGAAGUGGGCUCAGCUGUUUCUGGAGAACUGAAAAAACUGAACAGAAAAUGGGCCAAACUUAUAAAGAAGACACAGUUUGAGAUGAAGCGGCUGAGAAUGCAAGAGGAAGACACGGAAUGCCUCAGAGGAGGCUCUUAA
Messenger RNA from Elgaria multicarinata webbii, 2242 nucleotides. Its product is annotated as nesprin-2-like. Lineage: Eukaryota; Metazoa; Chordata; Lepidosauria; Squamata; Anguidae. Gene Ontology annotation, molecular function: kinesin binding. Bases 170 to 2242 code for a protein of 690 amino acids. Gene Ontology annotation, biological process: nuclear migration; nucleus organization; cytoskeleton organization. The record is from RefSeq and is a predicted model, not a curated record. The transcript is spliced from 19 exons. Gene Ontology annotation, cellular component: perinuclear region of cytoplasm; nuclear envelope.